AUGAGUUUCAAAAGAGCUCGCACGCUCGAGCAGAUUGGUGGUGCCUUCACUGUAGGUGCCGAGCAGGAGCCAGAAGAUGCUGGGUAUCGUGAGGCGGCUGGGAAACGGUUUAAACAAUAUCUUCUAGAGAGGUACAGUGCAGGAAAAACUACCGCUGCCGAUACCUGCAUUUUGGCCUAUCUUCACAAUGAGUCUGGAGGCAAAGGCACAGAGGACAUUGGCUUGCCACCAGAGAACGCAUCGCGACACGCCACCGAGCAUCUUCGUUGCCACCUGGCGAAGCAGUUCGAAGAACCCUACGUCGAGUAUGUAGCUGUGCCCAUGAAUUGCAAAAAAUCUAUUGGGCGAAUAUCCGUGCAACAUCCUACCAGAGUUACCUCAGACAUUCUUCGACGGGAGCUGCAAACGUUGGGCCUCUUAGGAGACGGUCCGCCAAAAGACCCGGACUGUGUUGCAAAACUUCUAGAUGCCGACAAAGAGUACUUGAGUCUUUAUGAUCAACAUCCAAUCGUGCUUGAUGCUCUCAAGGCUGGCUUGCCGAAGGAACGUAUCAUCCCUGUUGCUGUUUACUUUGACGGAGUACAGUACAGUAAGAAUGAGAACUUCCUUGGUUUUUACGUUACAAAUCUUCGGACAAAGCGCCAACAGCUCGUCUGGCUGCUCAGACUCUCAGAGCUUUGCUCAUGUGGGUGCCGGGGGUGGUGCUCCGUGUUUCCUUUGCUGGACCACUUUCGGCGAGAUAUGUGUGCCCCUCACAAGGACCUCCGUUCUUGCAUCAUCGACUAUAAAGCAGAUUGGCCUGCCUACAUCGAACUGUGCGGAUUCCGCACAUGGUCGCACAACAAGCACCCGUGUCCACUUUGCACCGUGAACCAAACGAAUUUGCGGGUUCUCGGGACGAUGACUCUUCACAGCUGCCCGCACAGUCUUUUCGACCAGACGGCCUACGAGGAGCUCGUCGCUGCGACCUUUCGAGACACUCACAUCCAAUAUUCCAUGUCCACAAAGCUUUCGUUUUUCAAGGAGAUCGUCGUGCCGGAUGAGGACACGAAACUGCGGAUCAAUGCACUACUUCGCUGCCGGAGGCCUGGUCGAGGCAGAUGCUUGAAGCAGAAAUUUCCUCUUCUGGGUCUCCAAAAGGGCUGGCGGCUUGAGCCGAGCUCUUCCUUGCCAGAUGUCGACGACUUCGCGAAGCAACGCUGCCCGUUCUCUUGUGUUUUCUACACUGGAGGGAAAGAUGGGAGAGUUCUUCAUUUGUCGCCUUUCCUGCAGAUCCCUGGGGUCACGAUGAACACCUGGUGUGUGGAUGUUUUGCACACAUGGCAUUACGGACCUAUGUCCACAUUCAUCGCACAUUCCUUGAGGCAUCUGCUCCGAUCGCCAGUCUACCGGCCAUCGGCAUCUGACCUGGACAAGGAAGAGGCCGACAAACUCGCUUUGUUGACUCUUCGUGCUGAGCUGUGGAGCUACUACAAACGUCUCCGGGAAAAUGACGAAGACGGCAGGUGGCGGAAGAAAGGCACAGAGGUCUGGAACUUGUCCUUGACCAUGCUGGCAGGCAAAUAUAUCAAAGCCAAGGCUGCUGAGACUCACGGGUUGUUGGGUUUCGUGGUCGACAGACUUGACAAGCACGCAAAUCUUUUUCCGUGA
Messenger RNA from Symbiodinium sp. CCMP2592, 1650 nucleotides. NCBI's taxonomy places the organism in Eukaryota, Dinophyceae, Suessiales, Symbiodiniaceae. The record is from the annotation of a GenBank genome assembly.